Messenger RNA from Arthroderma uncinatum, 1551 nucleotides. Its product is annotated as sorting assembly machinery subunit. The transcript has 4 exons. The record is from RefSeq and is a predicted model, not a curated record. Gene Ontology annotation, cellular component: SAM complex; outer membrane. NCBI's taxonomy places the organism in Eukaryota, Fungi, Ascomycota, Eurotiomycetes, Onygenales, Arthrodermataceae. Gene Ontology annotation, biological process: protein insertion into mitochondrial outer membrane. Bases 1 to 1551 code for a protein of 516 amino acids.
AUGGUUUCUUCACUUCACGGCGAAGAAGAGAUCUUCGACCGUCUUCAGAAACACGCAGUUGACCCGAAGGUGCUAGAAGAGCGGAAGAAAGCAGUCAAUGAACGAAUAAGUGGCAUUUACCAGAAGGCUCAGGCUCGCCUUGCAGAAUUGCUCGAGCAAAAUUCCACGUUACCAUGCACUAUUUCCUCUGUCCAAGUCCUCAAUGCGCCGAAUACCAGGAGAGGCUUCCUUGAGAAGGCCCUCCAGCCCUUGUUAAGCGAAAAUAAAGGCCGCACACUUACUCUAUCGGAGACCCUCGAAGAAGUAGCGAAAUGCACGAACAGGCUAAAUCAAUUCGACAUAUUCGAGCAACCGAUUGGUGUCUAUUUUGAUAAGCCCUCACAAACCGACCCGAGCACCACUCCAACCGAUUUGAGUGUUUAUCUUGCCACCAAAGAGAAAUCUCGUCUGCUGUUGAAGACCGGAACCGAUCUCGGAAACGCAGAAGGGUCGGCCUACGGAAAUCUCCUCUGGCGGAACAUCUUCGGCGGUGCAGAGAACUUGAACUUGAACGCCUCUCUCGGCACACGCACGAGAUCAUCUUACCAGGCCGUUUUCGAAACCCCAAUUCUUAGCGAUCCGAACUUUAGAUGGGAGGCCGGGGCUGUUGCGAGCGAUACAAAGAAACCCUGGGCAAGCCACGAGGAAGUACUGAAGGGCGCCUGGACCAAAUUCCGCUGGCUUAACGGCCGUGGCCAUCGACAUGAAAUAGCCCUUAAUGGCCUGUGGCGCCAGAUUACGGGCUUAGCACCCAAUGCCUCAACAACCGUUCGCGAGGAUGCUGGCGAUAGUGUCAAAACUAGCAUCUCGCAUAUAUGGGUUAACGAUCGCCGUGAUAACCCCAUUCUUCCAACACGCGGAUUCUACACACGGACUCUGAAUGAACUUGCCGGAUGUGGUCCAUUGAAAGGAGAUGUAGCGUUUUGGAAGUCGGAAGUAGAGACCCAGACAGCGAUCCCGGUUCCUGUUCCAGGCAUCGAGGGAGAUAGUGGGAUAAGCUUCACUUCGAGUUUCCGAGCUGGCCUUCUGUACCCCCUGGGCCUAGACUCUGACUCCAAACCUCAGCUUUCAAAGAUCAACGAUCGUUUCCAACUGGGGGGGCCAACGGACGUUCGUGGCUUCAGGCUGUCUGGCCUGGGACCUCGCGAAGGACCAGAUGCGUUAGGCGGAGACCUUUAUGCUGCAGGAAGCGCCAACAUCUUCUUCCCUCUCCCCCGCGUUGGUGCUGAUAAGCCCUUCAGACUCCAGGCGUUCAUCAAUGCAGGCCGCCUGCUUGCCCUGCGAACACCCACCGGCCAGGCUCCGACAUCAAAUGCUGAGGUUCGGGAGAGUGUAUGCCACACGAUCGCCGAGCUUCAAAACGGUCUACCAAGCGUUGCCGCCGGGGUAGGACUUGUAUACGCUCAUCCUGCUGCUAGAUUUGAGCUCAACUUCUCUCUCCCGCUCGUGGUUAGAAAGGGAGAAGAGGGCAGGAAAGGCCUUCAACUUGGAAUUGGAAUUAGCUUCUUGUAG